UGCCCGCUGCAGCAGAACUCCCUCUGUUUUCCUUCUCCACAGCCGGUGGCGCUAUUCUUCCUCUUGUCCACUCGCCAAAACAGAGGCAGGAGAUUUCUGCUGAUGCAGUGAUGUCUGGAAAUGUCAAGGGCUUGCUUAUUGCCCCUUAAUGUACCUCUCCCCCCUGCAGAACUGCAGCGCGAGAUCUCCUGCUGCGGUGAGGAGUGAGCCGCUCACACCAGCAGAGGAAUACCAGCAGCCUUCCACCUGCGUGGACCAACUCAGGCUUUCCUCUUGGUGCGGGGCGAUGGAAAGUUGCCACAUGACGCCCGCUCUGCAGUUGGAUGGUUAUCCCGGAGAAUAAGUCGCAUCCAGGGGCUUCCAGGAUCGAGUCACGGAGGCAGCAGAUGCUCUGGAGAGCAGCAAUGGUCAAGUCAGCGAGAACCGCAGUGGAGCCACGCUGAGGCGAGGCAGCCGGCCAGCCCCUGCUAUCUGGGGAGGACUGCAGCAGUGUGCGGGGAGUGGGAAGCUGGGGAGCGGAGUCUCUGCUCCCAACCUGAACGCCUGCACAGUCCCGUCGCCGCCGACCACUUACCGCCGCUCCUCUUCUCGCUCCUCCUCCUCCUCACAAAAUGACCGUAGUCCCAGGUGAUAACAUGGACGAGACCUCUGCUGUCCCGGGCCACCCGCAGGACACCUACCCCCCAGACCAUAAUGACCACGAAUGCUGCGAGAGGGUGGUCAUCAACAUAGCCGGCCUUCGGUUCGAGACCCAGCUGAAGACCCUCUCCCAGUUUCCAGAGACCUUGCUCGGCAACCCCAAAAAGCGGAUGCGGUAUUUUGACCCCCUGAGGAACGAGUACUUCUUUGACAGGAACCGCCCCAGCUUCGACGCCAUUCUUUAUUACUACCAGUCGGGAGGGCGACUGAGACGCCCGGUCAAUGUCCCCUUGGAUAUGUUCUCGGAGGAAAUCAAGUUCUAUGAACUGGGGGUGGAUGCCAUGGAGAGGUUUCGUGAAGACGAGGGUUUCAUCAGGGAGGAGGAGCGGCCCUUGCCCGAGCGCGAGUUCCAGCGUCAGAUCUGGCUUCUGUUCGAGCACCCGGAAAGCUCUGGCACCGCCAGGGGCAUCGCCAUCGUCUCCGUGAUGGUUAUCCUCAUUUCAAUAGUCAUAUUCUGUUUAGAGACUUUGCCACAGCUGAAAGAAGACCCGAUGGGUCGGUUCGAGAAAGUGGGCAACACCACCAUUUACUACAAGCCAAAUAUCCUCACAGACCCCUUCUUCGUCAUUGAGACGCUUUGUAUAAUCUGGUUCUCCUUUGAAUUGAUAGUGCGCUUUCUGGCGUGCCCUAGUAAACCGGCCUUCUUCAAGAACAUGAUGAACAUGAUCGACAUCGUGGCCAUCAUCCCUUACUUCAUCACGCUGGGAACGGAGCUGGCAGAAGACCCUGACAACGAAGGCGUGGGGGAGCAGGCUACGUCUCUGGCGAUACUCAGGGUGAUCCGUCUGGUGAGGGUGUUCAGGAUCUUCAAGCUGUCACGCCACUCCAAAGGACUGCAGAUCUUAGGGCAAACUCUCAAGGCCAGUAUGCGGGAGCUUGGACUGCUCAUCUUUUUCCUCUUCAUUGGAGUCAUCUUGUUCUCGAGUGCAGUCUACUUUGCCGAGGCAGAGGAGCAAGGAUCCUACUUUGGUAGUAUCCCAGAUGCGUUUUGGUGGGCUGUCGUGUCCAUGACAACUGUGGGCUAUGGGGACAUGGUGCCAGUCACUAUAGGCGGCAAGAUAGUGGGAUCUCUGUGUGCCAUCGCCGGAGUGUUGACAAUUGCACUCCCAGUGCCUGUCAUCGUGUCCAACUUCAACUAUUUCUACCACCGGGAGACGGAAGGUGAGGAGCAGGCCCAGCUGCUCAACGUCAGCAACCCCAACAUCCCCUCUGACACCGACUCCAGCCGCCGCAGCUCCUCCACUGUCAGCAAGUCGGAGUACAUGGAGAUCGACGGAGACAUAAACAAUAGCAUCGACAACUUUAGGGAGGCCAACCUCAGAACUGGCAACUGCACUAUAGCCAACCAGAACUGUGUAAAUAAGAACAAACUGCUUACAGAUGUGUAGGCAAAAGUUAGGACCAUCUAGAAUCGGUAAGCGAGCGGAGUAAACCAUCACUUAGGAAUGCUUUGUUUACGUCCCCAGAACGCUCUGUGGCAAUAGGCCUAUAUCUAAGCUAAACUAUAUCGAUAGGAGGCAGAAAAGCAUAGCUGUUAGAGUUCAUGACUGGUAGCUAGAAUAAUGAAUUCCUCUAUUAUAUAGGUCUACAGAAAACAUCUCAUAUACGCUCCUGGAAGGACGCCGAGCACGCCGUCGUCUCAGGCGGCGACAUGAUAAUUCAAACCUUAUGCAUGGGGAACAUUUAGCAAGUUGCACAAUGCAGCAGAAAAGUCUGCAGAGACGGGCAGGCUUCAGCAGAGGAGAGGUAAAAAGUUACUUCUCUCCCUCCCCUCCUCCCCCAUCACAACCUCCCUCCCUCCCUCCCUCUACAAAGGAUCUACUACUCAGCAAAGCACCUUAUAGGAGGAAGACUGAUUCUUUUUUUUUUUUCCCCUGGAUGUUAACAGAUGAUCUGCUCACUCCAUGGACAUCCGCAAUGCUGCUGUUUUUCAGCAGAUGCUGUAAAUGUGAUAUCACCAAGUGAUUCAACGCCAUGCCCUUUAGACGCAACACAGCACAAUGACAGUGAGCUUCACUCGAGCAUGACCAGACACUUUCCAUUUUGACAUGCAUGAGACAUUUCUCACUCAAUGGAAAGGACAUUCUUUUUUGGAUACCUGACUCCAUCCUCGCCUUCUCACGUCUUUUCAUACCGCGUGCACUUGAUGAUUUUUUUUUUCUCUUUCUUUUUUUUAUGAAAUGCUCAUCAUUUAGAGGUAUAGAAAAUGAAUGUCAAAUGUUAAGGGAACAGUACAUAAAUGAGAUCAUAGCAUGAAAACGUGAACCUGCAUUAUGGUCUAUCAACAACGAUACUUUUGUAUCCAGCUAUAUUUAAUGCAUGACUCUAGUAAUACAGCUUGUUGCAAUCCAGGCACUCUGCAGUGUCCUAUUGUCAGGGAGACUCAGUGAACCAAAUUCUGGAUGUUUCUGAAUUGCGAUCCAAUAUAUCCAAACACUACUUUGAGGAUGCCGAGUUUCUAGUUUAGCCAAGGAAACUGAAUAACCGUUAUCAAAAAAUUGCAUUUAAUCAUAAUAAGCAACGAAGACAAUAUUAUGCCAAUAGUGCAGUGCAUGGACCUAUUUCCAACAAGAAAAGUUAGUGUGCUACUAGUCAUGCUUCCAUUUUCAAGACUAAAUUGAGACCAUAUUGGUUUGGGAUUCAUUGAGGAAGCUCAGUACUGACGUUCUGGAGUUAUUCCAUCAUUAGUUGCUAGUGCCUUUGUCCCUCCCACCACCAGGACCAGUGAAAGUGCCUCUGAGUACAGUUGUGUGAGUUGGAGCGGGGGCUUCUGUAUGAGUACUGACGCACCGGUGGUCACCACGUUGUGAGGUUGUAGAUUGAUGGGAUCGUGGUUUCGGAUUUUUUUAAAAAGAGCCACCCCUCUCAUGUGGAACUCAGUCUUCAUGCCUUCACGCACUUGAUUAUGCUCUUAAACAGCAACGUAAUGUGCUUUGCCUGUUUGCUGGAAUCAAAAGGGAAUAUUUACAGGUGUCCAAAUAUUUACAGAUUCAUUUUGACUUUCAUUCCAAUCUUUGCACAAAAUAUCUUUAGCCAUGUGUUUGUGAGUGACACCACUCACCUGACAGGUUCUGUCAAGAAGUGGCUGUCGAGUCAAAAGCUUUCGGUUUGAUGUGUUUGGCUUUGGAUUUAGGAUCGAUACAGCGAUGAUUUGGUGCAGCAGAGCCUCAGCUUCACCUGAAAAUGUCCAAUUCUUUAGCAUGUGGAUAGGAACCCUGAGUCAAAGCAUCAAUAUUGAACCAGUGUGCCUCCUUGGGUCAUAUUUACUCACCUCCAGUUCAUUAUACGAGUUGUUCUGCUGCAGUUUUAUUCGUAGUAUUCAAUGGCUGUAAAUGACUGGUAGGGUGGACAAGCCUUGGACCUGUCCGAGGUCAGCAGGUCAUGUCAACAGACGUGGCUGCAAAUCUGAGACACAGAUCACAGAAGGAAGGGAAAAUACAGCAAAAGAAAAGAGCCAUUAACUGGCACAUUGGCUCUUAUCCGGCUCAGUAUUUUUGUAAUAGGAUGGCAUCACUACAAAUGUAAAAAGCUCACUUGAUAAAUCUGCACACUCUCAAACUGGAAUCUGACACUUAUACUGACAAUCAAGUUCAUUAUUUAACAUUAGUAACGGACCACAUUCGUCCUGCCUUCACAGCUCACUCAAGAUACACAUGCGGUCACGUCGAAUUUGACUACGGUAAAUGUCUCGCAGUAGUACUGACACCGCUGUUGUGUUGAUAACAUUUUAGAAUGUAAUGUGUCUUUCAUGGGAAAUAUGAGUUCAGUCCCUCAUAUCCGUUCUGUUCUUCAAGUUCAUUCAUGUUUUCCUGCACGGCCAUAAUUCCCGGGCCUCUACCUCACUGAGGUCAUUGCAAACUUGCUGCAGGGCUGCAAGCUUCAAUGCGGGCCUUCUGACACCAUCAGAACCUUAAGUAUAAAGUCGAGAGUCGAGAGCCCCCCAAUGCUUUUGCCUUUCCACCAGCGUCACACAAGUAUUCAUUUUUGGAGAGUUGGACGGGUUUCCCUGUGGGGAGAAACUCUUGGUAGAAUAGUAAAAAUAAAGCGGUUGCAGACAGGAUCCACAACCCGAGAUGAUCAUGGGCGAGCUGUUUGAAUUCUCAUGAGCUCGAUGAUGAGCACCGAAGUGCUUCUUUUGCUCUGUCAUUAAUUUCCAGAGGCUUUUAUUUUCCUGUUGUUUCACCCGAUUCGCUGACGGAGGAACAGUCUGUUCAUGCAGCUGGUUAUCAAUCUACACUAAGUGCUGAGGUUUCGUGCUGUCACUCUCCUGAAAUGAAAAAAAAAAAAAAAACACUGUCAUUGGAGUGUCAUUGCUGCUCCAGUCGGUGCAACCGCUUCCUCUGCGGUGCCGUGACAGGGAAACCUGUGCUGCUCCAAUUCAACCUUUUCCACCGGACCUCCUCUGAAAUGCAUAGUUUGGGAGCGUCAGAUUGUUAUUUUUCUACGCUGUUGUUGCAGUCUUGAGCAAGUACGGCAGUGCGGCUGAGUGUGACACUUGUUUCAAAUUCACACGCCAUUCUUUUUCCACGUCAUAAUUAGAGCUGUCAAUUAACGCUGGAGCUUGAUGGAUUGUCUGCAGAAGCAGGAUGGAGAGUCGGUGCGGCACUGUUAAUACAGGGAACUGAACCUUUUCCAGUCAGCAGAGGUGGCUUCGUGAUAUUCAGCCACUGGGAAAUGGUCCUCAGUGGCACCUUGGAGUUUUACCUUCAGUGAUGUGCGACCCGAUUGAAUGGCGUCUUGUAUUAGGUGUCCCCUUCCUCUCACCCUGAGUAGCUGGGAAAAUAGUAAAUAUACUGAAGUGCUUCAACUUGUUUGGAAUUAUCCUUUUUUAUUUGUCUGUAAUGAUAAUUUUACAGUUGUAAUUGUCCCCAUGAAACUUUGUUCCUCACAGUGGUGGUGCUUAUUUAUUUAUACUGUAAUUCAUGGAUGAGAUGAGAUGAGCUCGCCACACAAUUAUAGGAUUUAUUUCACUUCGGUUUGGACUUGCCACUGUCUUGUGUUCUGUCAGGAGGUCAACUCGAGGUGAGUUGAAUGAGCGCUGAGGUGGAGAGAACAUUUACUUCCUGACUUUUUCAAACUGAAUCCAUGAGGAAGCUUAAAAGCACGACAUAGAUGAUAUAAAUCAAAUUCUCCAUCAAGCUAAGGUUGAAGGUGCAAGGAUUUGAGAAGCUAGGUCACAAGCAAAAGAAUAAAAAUUACUGGUCCAAACGUGUAAGAAUCCACACAGAGGUGAGGAUGAAAACAGUUGAAUGAUCAGACAUCAGGAAAGGUUGGGGCUGGAAAGCAAGGCAGUAUGACAGCUGGCUCUAAUGUGGCGGGUAAAAUUGGGAAAUGAAAUAAUCUGUUCCACUCAUUUUACGGCAGACAGUGCCAUCUGGUGGCCUCUGGAAAUCAGGACGCUGUUUCAUGAAACCUCAUCUAAGUAAAGGGACGGAUUGGUGUGGAGUGGAACAUUACUGUAGUUAGUGCUGCCGCCUCAUUGCUAGAAGGUUGUUGGUUCCAGUCCAACCUGAGCAACCAGACAUCCUUUCUGUGUAGCGUUUUGGGUUCUUCCUGUCCCACACUCCCCCUGAAACAGAUAGGUGACACUCUCAACUGUAGGUGUUAAGUUCAGUAAUAAAAAGGAAUGACGGGAGAGUACGACCCAAACGUUCCAGUGUUAGACCUUCGCCAACUAACACCCUCACGUGUUCAAUCCCAAGUGUAUGCAGCUACAUUGGCAGCUCUGAUUAUCAAGAUACAAUUCAACAGCCGUUGAAAGAUUUCUCCGCUUGGCCGCUGUAAUGUGCACCACAUCUCCAACAUCAGCAGAUGCUACCGAGGGCUCGUACGGACGGUGCUAUGCAUUCACUCACCCACCUAAACAGCAAUAUGAAAACAGCCAGCCUUGUAUCUCCAGUGCUUUUUGUAAAGAGACUUUAAACGUCGGAGAGGCUGCAACAACAGGGCUGUUUGCGAACCUCUUGUGUGAGGUCACCGGGGCGAUCGUGACACCCUGACUCACAGCGCUGUAAGACACGCGAGACACUUAAAUAGUAGAUGUACAGUAGUAGAACAUGUGGCGUUAGUGUGUAGUCGAACAAAUGCAGCAGAAGAAAAUAGAUAGUCUCGCAGGAGAAUCCCAUAAUGCACUUAGAGAGGCUGCGCAGUUUAUUGGACAGUGUAAGAGAGAAGGUGCUUCAAGCGUUCCAUUUGUGUGAUUCCUGUCAGGCUGCUUCUGAGCAAAAACUAUGAUUAAAAAAAGUUCUCAUGAGAACAAGAAUGCAAUUUAGCUAGGAUAAGACAGAUAACUACUAUAUACCGCAAUGGCGUAUUAAACAUUUAAUGUGUGUCUUUAUGUUUUUGUGGCACUUAACAUGAAUAAUUCAGGCAGAACAUGCCAUAUACAGGGAUAUCAAGUACACUUGCCAAGCCAUGAAAAUGAAGCUACUCUAUAAGGAUCAUUUACUUUACUCCUGAUAUGGAAAAGAGCUCAAGUACUAUAAAAUAAAAAAAACGUUUAUUUUUCUGUCCUGGCACCUCAUUUUCUAUCACCGCAGGACUGCUUUAAUGUAACAGAAAAUGCAACUGCAUGGUCGACAGAAGUCUGCAUGAGCUUUGCCUUUCAAUCUGUGGAAGAACAGUCAUUUUAAAACCCUUGCUUUCACCUGUACAGAGGUGUGUGUGUGUGUGUGUGCGCGCGCGCACACUUUAGUGCCGGCCUCAGCGUCCGAGUGUGAGCUCUGAUCAAGGACAAUAAAGGGCUAGUUUGUGGAACAAGAGCUGGGACUGAGAGGCUUUUUCAAAUGACACUUUGCCCAUUUUAGUCUGCUGCGGGAAUCAUGUUUGUCUUUACCGGACAUCUCUCCUCUCGCUGCGUGGAAGCGAUUCUUGUUUCCUGCUGAGGAGGCACUCAUCACGAUCACAUGUCGGGAUAUUGUGUCUCUGUCUCGCCAAAUGUGACUGUCCAUGAGAAAAUCUUGUAAGAAGUGCGAUGAAUGUGAGCUUCUUCUUCCGGCAGGAAUGCACAUUGCUAAACUAGCAGGGACACCGGACUGUUCUGGAGCAAAGCAAAAAUGACUUUCAGGCUGUUCUGCUCCUCUUUUCAUCCACAACUCUGAUUGUAUCUCAUUGUGAGUCGACUGAGGAUUAUGCUGAAAAGUGUUUGGAGAAAGGCAUGGUCUGUGAUCUAUGCAAGGGUUUUUAUUUAUGUCUUUCUUUUCUCACGUUUGGUUUCAUCAGACAUUAACUCCAAUAAA
Synchiropus splendidus (mandarinfish) is the source of this 7937-nucleotide messenger RNA. RefSeq names its product potassium voltage-gated channel subfamily A member 1-like. Gene Ontology annotation, molecular function: protein binding; delayed rectifier potassium channel activity. The record is from RefSeq and is a predicted model, not a curated record. Bases 612 to 2087 code for a protein of 491 amino acids. The transcript is spliced from 2 exons. Gene Ontology annotation, cellular component: voltage-gated potassium channel complex; dendrite; membrane. Gene Ontology annotation, biological process: protein homooligomerization; potassium ion transmembrane transport. Lineage: Eukaryota; Metazoa; Chordata; Actinopteri; Syngnathiformes; Callionymidae.